This is a messenger RNA of Puntigrus tetrazona (Sumatra barb), 2338 nucleotides long. RefSeq names its product claudin-4 (gene cldn28). Gene Ontology annotation, cellular component: bicellular tight junction; plasma membrane. NCBI's taxonomy places the organism in Eukaryota, Metazoa, Chordata, Actinopteri, Cypriniformes, Cyprinidae. The record is from RefSeq and is a predicted model, not a curated record. Gene Ontology annotation, molecular function: structural molecule activity. Gene Ontology annotation, biological process: bicellular tight junction assembly; cell adhesion. Bases 1099 to 1665 code for a protein of 188 amino acids. The transcript has a single exon.
CCUGUCCAUAGCUGCAGGGGGAAAUGACCUUUUCAUCAGACAAAUAAGAAAUUAGUUGGCAUCUUCACUUCCAUUGUCCUGUAAUGGGGAAACUAAGGUUUGUAGUCCAAAAACUCAUCCUAUCACUUACUCCCUCUAGAGUAGUUCCAGAUUUGUGUGAACGUCUUUGUUCUGCUGAACACGAGGGACAAUAUUUUGUAACCAGGCUGUUCUCAAUUAUCUGAUAGUAUGGCCUCGUUCUAAACUAUUCUAACUCAAACCUUCAGGGAAAACCCUUGUGGAAGCUUGUAAAGUGGUGCUCGAAAAUCAACAAUGGUGGUGUUCGUUUAGCCUUCAUUUUGGUUUUUUUACGUCUGUUUGCAUUUAGGCUUCAAUGCAUAAGUUCAUUUGUGAAGCUCAUGAUAAAACGUAUGAAACUUGUCACCAUUUUUGGAGUCUCUGUUGGUUUAUGAAAACGAUUAUGCAAAAUAAAUGGCGUUUGGAAAGGGUGAGUAAAUAAAGGCGCAUUCCAGUGUUUGUGCGCUGUUCUACAUUUUCUUGUAUUAAUAUUGCAAGUAUUGUUCAUACUGAAAAUUCCAAAAAGCAAAGGAUUGCUUGAAUGAUGCACUUCAUUUAUUUAAAAAAGUAAAGCUAUAAUGGACACUUUAUGCACUGAACUGUCGCAGUUUUAAUUGCAUAUUAAAGGGGGAGGUGUUACUGAUGUUUGAUAAAAUAACUUUGUAUAAUUCAUACUACACAAUACUGUGGUGUUUAGUUUGUGUAUAUCAUUUUGGACGCAAAAGGAAUUUUCAUUAUGGACGAACCAUCACUUAAGUUAAACCACGUCACUUUCAGUGUUUUCAAUUUAGGCUAGCUCUUGCUUAAAGUCACUUUUUCCAUGAAUCUGUCCUUAUUGUGGACAUACUGUGUAGAAGAAUCAAGUUGAGCAGGAAACUCUAUACGGGUCUCCUCCCCUUGCUUUGCUUUCUCUUUGUUCAAAUACCAAUACCUGAGGCACAACAAGGAAGAGCAUUCACUUUGUCAAUAGUUGUUCGCUCUUACAGCUUCACUGUUUUCCUCUCUUUUACUUGCAGAUGAAUCUCCUUUGUUCCGUAAAAGAUGAGGAGACGACAAAUCCUGGCUGUAAGUCUGGCUUUGCUGGGCCUAUGCGGUAUUAUCCUGGUGUGUGCAUUGCCUAUGUGGAAAGUGACGGCCUUCGUGGCAGCAAACAUCGUGACGGCACAGGUUUUCUGGGAAGGCUUGUGGAUGAACUGCGUCCUGCAGAGCACCGGUCAUAUGCAGUGCAAAGCGUACGACUCCAUCCUGGCUCUGACUCAAGAUCUCCAGGCGGCUCGAGCGUUGAUCUGUGCCUCUAUCGCUGUCAGUGCGCUCGCCGUCGGACUGUUCGUUGUCGGAGCCGAUUGCACCAACUUUUACAGAGAAGAGCAGCUUAAAAAGACUAACACUGGAAUAGCCGCUGGUGCAGUCUUUAUAGUUGCGGGUGUAAUGUGUCUCAUUGCUGUCAGCUGGUCGGCGUACGUUAUCAUCGUGGACUUCUAUAAUCCUCAAGCAAUAUCUGGGAGAAAAGGAGAGCUGGGAGCCUCCAUCUAUGUAGGAUGGGUGGCCGGUGUUUUGCUGAUUGUAGGUGGUGGGCUGCUGAUCAGCUCGUACUCCAACAGAUGUUGACCCAGAUGUUUUGGCUGACCCUCACGCGACUCAAGGGAUGCGUCUGAUUGUGUCUGGCGAAUGAUAUAAUUAAAUCCUUUGGUUAAGUCAACCUCUGGCAUAUGGACUCAACACUUUAGCAUUUGUAAAAAUGCCAGUUGCGCAAGGAAAAGCUUCAAACACGCUUAUGUAUAUUUAUAUGUUGCAUAGGAUAUGAUUAAAUAAUACGGGCAUAUCAAGGAAAGUUAAUUGUUACAGCACAUUUCAUGCAUAUUGUAUGAAUGAUCAUUUUAAAUGGUAAUUCAAAGCAUGCUUUACAGAAAGAAGAUUAAAACAAUCAGUGAUUGUACAAACGAAAAAAUUAUAAUAUAUAAAUAUAUAAAAAGGAAACAAAAAUGAUUUUUAAAUGACAUUUUUAUUUUUAAGAAUAAAAGGAAAAUUUUAAAAGAACAAUACAGUGCAAUUGUUACUGCUCAGAAACAGUGUAUGAUAAUAUGUCUUUAUUUUGUCACAAUUUUCUAUGCAUUUGCAGACUCAAAUGUCUUCUGUAGUGUUCAGUCAUUUGAUGUAUAUAGUUAUAAGAUUUCAGUUGGCUUUAAAUUUACCAACUAGUAACAAACUAGCAGUAUUUUAAAUAUUUAGUCUUAUCUUAUAUAAAUGUGAAAAUGUCAAAUAAAUACUACUACUUAAUGCA